This is a messenger RNA of Cryptomeria japonica (Japanese cedar), 796 nucleotides long. RefSeq names its product CASP-like protein 3A1. The coding region runs from base 120 to 701 and encodes 193 amino acids. NCBI's taxonomy places the organism in Eukaryota, Viridiplantae, Streptophyta, Pinopsida, Cupressales, Cupressaceae. The record is from RefSeq and is a predicted model, not a curated record. The transcript is spliced from 3 exons.
UGUCCCAUAUAAUGUCCCAUGCUCGCUGACCGUAUCGUGUCGGUUAUAUCAUGUGAAAUUCGGGAUCUGGGUUGUAUUGUAUCACAUAGCUGAAAUAGAGUCUGAGAGAGAUCACAAAUAUGAAUAGAGCUGAGGUACAUAAUCUGAUCUUGAGGAUCACGGCUUUUUUACUUUUCCUUGUUUCGUUAAUUCUGAUGUUAAUCAGCAAAACGAGCUCUGACACAGAAUCAAUCUCUCAUGGGAAAUACAGCACAAGCUUCCAAUAUCGUUUCAAUGAUUACAAGCCCUUCAGAUACGUUGUAGCUGUAAAUAUUAUAGCCUGUGCAUAUUCUUUCAUACGAAUUAUACAAGAACUUAUUAGCCUAUCUGGAAGACUCUACUUUUAUCUUAGCUUAAUCUUCGAUCAGCUGAUGGCCUACAUAGUUUUAUCCAGUGCCUCCGGAGGCGUUGGGUGCAUAAUUUUAACAAAACAAUUGUUUGAUGGUGGAGAGAUAGAUGAUGAAGGCGUGAGAAUGUUUGUGAAGUAUGCAUCAGCUUCAGUGAGUAUACAGCUUAUGGGGUUUUUGGUGAUAGCAGGUUGUGCAGUAAUAUCAGCCUCUCCUGUUACACGCGUUUAUAAGCUAUUAAUAAUUUGGCUGCCCAGGAGAUCCAUGCUACCAUUACUGAUAUUUAGCAGUAGGAACAAUUUUGUAUUUAAUUAGAGCAUGAGAUUUUACUAUAUCAAAUUAGCAAUUGUAUGUUGUAAUAGGUUUGGCCUUUCUCGCUUAAUUGAAAAAAAAGAAAGACUUUGGGAUUC